AUGGUUGAUGACCAAGUAAACCUCAACAGGGGAAGGUUAGAACCAAUCGUGGGAGGAGUCAUAUAUUUCGGAAAACAAAAUGUUUCUUUAAGAGGUCAUAGAGAUGACUCCCAGCAUUAUGAUCAAGAGGAUAUUAAUCCUGGCAACUUGCAAGAACUUUUAAAAUACUUGGUUCGCUAUGGCAAAAAUUCUCUUUUUGAGGAUCACAUGCUCAAUGCUCCUAAAUCAGCCACUUACCGUUCCAAAACCAUUCAAAAUGAGCUCAUUUCUAUUUGCGAAGGCUAUAUUCUAGAGAAAUUGACAGACGAAAUUAAGGCUUCCAGAUACUUCUCUGUAUUGGCAGACGAGGCUACAGACACAAGUAACCGGGAACAAAUGGCUCUUGUAAUACGGUUUGUUGACAGUAAGUCUGAGAUUCGUGAGGUUUUUGUCGGUUUUUUUGAAUGCAACGAAGGAAUUUCUGGAGAAGCCAUUUCGAAGAAAAUUCUUGAAGGUGUUGAAAAACUGUCCCUAGAUAUGCGAUUUUGUCGGGGGCAGGGGUACGAUGGGGCCGGCAAUAUGGCAGGCAAAUGUUCUGGGGCAGCUGCCAGAAUUCAACGCAUGUAUCCGGAAGCACCAUAUGUUCAUUGUGGUGCCCAUAUUUUAAAUCUCUGUGUGGCUAAGGCAUGUUCCAUUCAGGUUGUUAGCAAUAUGAUGGGACAAGUUCGUGUAGUAUCGGAGUUUUUUAACAACAGCCCGAAGCGUUUUUCUCAUUUGGAGGGUAAAAUAAAGGAGUUGUCCCCAACUGCUCGACACACUCACCUAAUUGAUGUGUGUAGAACAAGAUGGUUAGCACGAAUCGACGGUCUAGAUAUAUUUCACGAAAUUUUUAUGGCGAUUGUUCUUUGUUUGGAGGCCAUGAGUUUCAACGACAAUAGUUCUUGGAAUGCUGAUACAGUACGCGACGCCGGCAGUCUUUUCCUUUCAAUUACUUCAUUUCAAUUCGUUAUUUGUCUGGUCGUCGUCUCUCGCUGCUUAGAGGUUACUAGGCCUCUAACUAAGCAGCUUCAAUCUAUUUCGUUGGAUGCUCUUGCGACCAAUUCCAAAGUAGCUCUGCUUAACGCUUCGUUGCAGCGUUUGAGAAAUGAGAAAAGUUUUUGUCACCAGCAGUGGUUUAGCGAAGCAGAAGAGUUAGCUCGCUCUGUUGGUGUUGAGCCUGCCCGACCUCGGACAGUUCCAAAACAGGCUAAUCGUGAGAAUGUACCAGCCGAGAGUAAAGAAGCGCUCAACAAACUUCUUUGUGCUGUUGCAUGCUCCAAGUGUUUUGUUGCUGGACAGGUAUCCUUGGAAGUUGUUGAGGGAAGUUCGUUGGGCCUAUCAGUGCGAGCGAUGUUGGUUUGCCAGUCCUGUCAAGAAACAUUAAUGGAAGACUAUUUAUGCCAGCGUGUUGGUGGAUCAAGACAAUCUGAAACUCCUUUCGAAGUCAAUCUUUGA
Messenger RNA from Rhopilema esculentum, 1473 nucleotides. The record is from RefSeq and is a predicted model, not a curated record. NCBI's taxonomy places the organism in Eukaryota, Metazoa, Cnidaria, Scyphozoa, Rhizostomeae, Rhizostomatidae.